GAAGCCACCCUACGUAAUGGCUACUCUGUCGGGUAUUUUCUGUGUUAGCCUUUGUUAUAUUCCAAAGUUAGAUAAAGUUUAAAAUGAUAAAAAUCUUUUUUUUAAGUGAGAGGACCAGUGGACAAGUUUACACACUGUAUUCGAAGCAAAAUAUUAAAGAGCAAGAGGCGUGUUCAUUUUCCGGACACAAUUCGUUAAUGGGAAACGGAAAUGAUCAUAGAGAAGUCGACGUUUCUCUCUAUCGAUAAGUAAUUUUGACGCUGAAAGAAGUAUAACGCACAAUUAAAUAAAAUACGUACGAUUUAGGGAAAGUUACUAAACGGAAGAAUGUGUUUCACUUUCUCUGUGUAUCAAUAGUGCGCUGUGAUGCGUAAUCUUUUAAAUACGUGCUCUGUGAACCCGCAAGUUGCUUGGUGUUCUGAUGUGUUUUUGAAGCCGUGGUGUUUACGCCAUGACAGCUAACCUGUUUAUUGUUGGGCUUGCCCGUAUUUCGACAUUGUGUAUAAUGCACUCAAUUGUGGAAUAGGAACCAUCUCAUCCAGGAUCUCUUCAACGUCACCCUGGAACCCCAGCAGAUUUGCGUGUAGGGACAGCUGUGGCCCUUUCCAGUGUUGCCAAGUAUUGGGUUCUCACAAACCUCUUUCCCAAUCCAUUGUCACAAGUUUCAGUGUACGGAUUACAUCAAAGGCCUUGUGAAAAUGGAAAGCCAGGAGGUCAAGAGGGGCUGCCUCAGGCAUCUCAGCAGCCACCUCAGCCGCCUCAACCUUGCUUAACUGGCCCUCCUGGGAUUGGUGUGGCUUCUGAGAACAUGGCCUUGGUCCCUCAUCAUCCACAGCAUUCCCAGCCUCAGGUGCAGUGUGAUCUUCAGUUGGUGAACGCAGCGAAUGUUCAAAACAGUCAGUCUUCACAAAACUCUGAGCAGCUCAACGGACAGCAACCAUCAUCAUCAUCUUCUUCGUCACAACAGUCAUCACAGCAGCAGACAUCGCAGCAACAGUCAUCCCAGCAGAGUAUGGGUGUACAGAUUCCACAACCUCAGCAGCCUCCCAUGCAGCAACAUAAUCAACAGCAGCUCUCCCAGCAAGCACAAACACAUCCCUCUCAUCCUUCACAAGGUGAAAGAGGGCCAACAGGCGAAAUGCCUCCACAACAGCAGUCACAGUCUCAGUCACAGGCUCAGCAGCAGCAGUCACAGUCGCAACAGCAAUCUCAACAGUCUCAGCAGUCGGGGAACCAAGGGCAGUCUCAAUCAUCAUCUUCACAAGUUUCUUCGCAAGAAGUUGGUACUCAAAUGGAUUCCAGUCCAGAUCAAUCUGUAAAGGAUGAAAAACCUAGUACAAGUGGGUGCAAUAAGAGUGAACGAAGCCUGCCCAUGCCGGGUUUUCCAAUACAGGAAUUGAAAGGCCACAUGAUGGACAUCAGAACACCAGAUGGCAGCAUUGUCAAAAUAAGUGCUCCCGUGAGCACAGACCAAGAGUUGAGCAAGACUCUUGGUGUCGAGAUGGUCCAAAAUAUGUAUAAGGUAGUGUAUGAAUGUGAGAAGAGUGAUUGGUAGGCAGUCACACUAGUGCCAGGCCGAAGUAAGGAAACAAGUUCAACCCUGUCCCUGAAGCCGAUUCCUCAUGCUUAUAACCGUUAUCAAGUGAGCACUGUAGGUGUAAUUGCUAUAUCAUGAUGGCUUUUUAGAGAUGAAAAUUUCCUUGAACUGCAGAUCGGGAAAUGGCCAAGUAUUAGGAAUUGGAGGUUUUACAGAUGUAUACUUCCUGUUGAAUGUGGGGGAGCUACAAGUUGUUUUCUUACCUACAGGUUAAUGUAGAGGACAUAAACCAAUUACUGGCUUACCACGAGGUGUUCGGAAAACUGCAGAAUGAGAUGGCAGCUGCAGGCAAUUCGGCUAACGCAGGGCUGUCCGGAGGCAGUUCUUCGAGCAAGUCAUGUGGAGGGGAGAGUGGCCCUGCCAGUAGUAGUUCAACCUCCCAGUCAGCAGCCGCAGCUGCUGUCAUCUCCACUCCUGGCACCCACAUCUGUGACAUCUGUGGCAAGAUCUUUCCUUUCCGGUACCAGCUGAUUGUACACCGGCGCUACCACACUGAACGAAAGCCUUUCACUUGCCAGGUAUGCGGUAAGGCGUUCUCAUGUUCUGCUGAACUGAGCCAGCAUGGGAAGUGCCACCUUGGGGGUAGUAUGUACACCUGUGCCGUGUGCUUUCACGUUUUUGCCAAUGCUGCCAGUUUGGAGCGUCAUAUGAAGCGACACGCAACAGAUAAACCAUAUGUCUGCACUGUGUGUGGCAAAUCAUUUGCUCGUAAAGAGCACUUGGACAAUCAUACUCGGUGUCACACUGGUGAAACACCAUAUCGCUGCCAAUAUUGCGCCAAGACUUUUACCCGCAAAGAGCACAUGGUAAAUCAUGUUCGUAAACAUACAGGUGAGACCCCACACCGUUGUGACAUUUGCAAAAAAUCAUUCACAAGAAAGGAACAUUUUAUGAACCACGUCCUGUGGCACACUGGGGAGACGCCUCAUGCCUGUCAAGUGUGUGGCAAGAAAUAUACCCGUAAGGAACACCUGGCAAACCACAUGCGGUCUCACACCAAUGAUACACCAUUCCGAUGUGAGAUCUGUGGCAAGUCCUUUACUCGCAAAGAGCACUUCACGAACCACAUCAUGUGGCAUACUGGGGAAACCCCACAUCGCUGUGACUUCUGCUCGAAGACGUUCACCCGUAAGGAGCACCUGCUGAACCAUGUGAGACAACAUACGGGUGAAUCACCUCAUCGCUGUGGCUUCUGCUCCAAGUCGUUCACCCGCAAGGAGCACCUCAUAAACCACGUUCGCCAACACACAGGCGAAUCGCCGCACCGUUGCGAGUUUUGCAACAAGACGUUCACGCGCAAGGAACACCUGACGAACCACCUGCGCCAGCACACAGGGGAGACCCCGCACUGCUGCAACGUCUGCUCUAAGCCCUUUACCCGCAAGGAGCACCUCAUCAACCACAUGCGCUGUCACACAGGUGAGCGGCCGUUCAGCUGCUCGGAUUGCGGCAAGUCGUUCCCGCUCAAGGGCAACUUGCUGUUUCACCAGCGCUCGCACAACAAGGGGGUGGCGGCCGAGCGUCCCUUCCGCUGCGACCUCUGCCCCAAGGACUUCAUGUGCAAGGGCCACUUGGUGUCGCACCGCCGCUCCCACUCGGGGGACCGCCCGCACUCAUGCCCUGAUUGCGGCAAGACGUUCGUCGAGAAGGGCAACAUGCUGCGCCACCUGCGUAAGCACGCCACAGAGGGCGCGGGUGGUCCCGCGGGCGGCGGUGCUGGCGGUGCUGGUGCUGGUCCUCCACAACCUGGAGGUCCGCCGCCACCAGGUCCUCCUCCCCAACCCCACCAGGCUCCUCCUCACCACCACGCAGCCGGGCCUGGUAGCGGGCACGGUGUCGUGGCAGUACCUACCACCCAUCACUUACAGCAUCAUCCCCCACCACCACCUCUCCAGCCCCAUGCUCCUCAUACGGCUGUUGUUGUUCCAGCACCUAAUGGGGUGCUAACCACCUAUUAGUUCCAUGCUACCUCUUUGUCCAGGAGAAUAAAAUCUUCUCAUAAACAGGUUUAUUGUGGAGGUAAGUUUGCAAAUAAUGUUAAUUUGCUUAAGUGCAAAAGUGCUCUCUUCUUAUACAGAUGAUUUUUGUUGUUUUGAUUUCUUCUCUUGGGCAUAAAUAUCUUGCAAUUUUUAAUACUCCUCUGGCACAACAGAAGAGUAAAACUCUUCUAAAUUUUAUCUGGCUAAAUUUUUGCCUGCAAGCAAAAAUUUGAGUUAAAUUUGUAAAGUGACUCACACUUUAAAAAGCAAUAAUUAAUUAUUGUGUAUACCUUCGAAUAUAUAAAUAACAUUAAAAAAUGAUCUACAUUAACAUGAAAUUAGGUUCAUUGAUAAUGUUGUUGAUUGUUUUGUGAUGAUCCUGGUGCUGAAAUGGAAUUGGUUCUCUUCUUUACCAACAUUGCUGCUUAUGUUAUUUUCUUUACUGCUGUAAUGGUUUUAACAAAUGUGAAGGAUUUUUUAUGCAUUUCUAGGUGAAGGGUUUUUAAAAUCUUGAUUUGCCUAGACAUUCAAUGUGGUUUUUAAUUCUUUUUUAAAAUGAAAUUAGUUUAACACAUUCAGUGCAACAAAUUUCAUGCAAUUUCAAUUUUUUUCAAAUUCUAUCAUGUUUGAAGAAUUAUCACUAUUAUCUUGCAUGUGCAAUAUAGGAAUCUGAAUCAUUCUGUUCCCUUCAGUGUAUUAGAUAGUUGCAAGACAAAUAAAUAUUGUGAAGUUACUGAAUAUACAUGUAGUGAAGUGCAUAAAACAGAAUGAGUACAGAUUACGUCAGGGAGGGGAAAGAGAGAAAACCAUUCUCUGAAUUUUUAACUCUUGCUAUUAAAAUGAGAUUUGGAAAUACUCAAGAUAAUUAUUUUUUGCCACUCCAUGGUAGAGCUAAUUAACAUUGAAUUAUACCCCUCUGGAGUAUGUUGGCAUGAGCAAAGAAUGCAAAUUAACACAUGCAGUAUUACAAAAUAUCAUGAAUAUCUUUUUUUUCCUGUCUGAUUAUCUCCAAUUAAAAUUUUCAUUAAACGAUAACCUACACCAAUAGGUAUUUCAUUUGAAAUUCUUAAAAUUGUGAGAAGUCUUCUUCCAUCAUGCUAUAGGCUUAAGUUGAAUUUCCUUACUUUUCAUGCUUUUGCUUCCCUAUCAUGAACACAAAAAUGGUUCCAUUUUUUUCUUGAUUUUGAAAAGUAUUUGAAGUCAAGAGUUAAAUAAUAAUUAUAAUCCUGUAUUUCUUUUAGAGGUGUGUUUUUAGCAGAUGUUAUUUGGUUAAAUCUAUAUGUGAUAAGAAGAGAGCAUAACAUGUGGAACAGUUUUUUUAUUUGAUAGAGCUAAAUUUUUUAAGAUCUCGUUACUUUGUUUGAAGUAUUUUUAUUGUUUUCAGCAAGUGCAUACUCUCGAAUCUUGCCAUUUAAAUAAUAGAAAUCACAUUUUUUAAAUUUUUAAAAAAUUUUUUUUGGCACUUCGAGUAUUUCUUUGUAGGUGUUUUAAUACUAGAUGUAGGAGAUGACACUUUAUAUAUAUAUACAUAUAUAUUGUACAUAAAACAUACACAUGAAUUGUGUGAUUAGAUAAAUAUUGUUACAUAACAUUUCCAAGUAAUGUGUCUUUAAAAACUUAUAGUAUUAUCUAUGAAACAUAUUAUUCUACUUGUGAAAUUUGGUAGAUGAAAACUAUUUGUUGAUACAUAUUGUAUUGCAUGUCUUUUUAAUUUGAGUUAGUGCCAUGUGCUUUUUGAGUUUUAGGAAAUUCGAAGGAAAUAGGUUGGUGUGUCUGACAUAUGUAUGGUGAGAUUAUUUUCUCACUGAUCAUAAAGCUUACACAUCUUGACUUCAAUAGAGAAGUGAAUUUUAAGUGCGAUGGAAUAGAUAAGUAUGAAAAAUGGUGCAAUCUUCAUAGUGCUUAAAACUUGACAAUAUUGACUCAACAAUUGUGGUUCAAGUAGUUCAUUUUCCAUGUGUAUGUAGCUUUGAGAAUAUCCCCUUAUAAUACUGUUUAGCUUAUUGCUUGAAAAUUGAAAAGACUAUAUUGGUGUUGUGAAGUGAAAUUUCAUUGGCAUUCAGUCAGUGUGAACCUGUGAAUUGGUGUAGGGGGUCUACUGUAUAGAGGAGGAAAAAAUUCUGAAACUUUUUCAAAAUUUCAUGAUUUUAUAAGUUUGUAGAAUGAGGGAAUAAAUACCAUGCACUAAUUUUAGAAUAAAAUGCCAGGACUACAUGAGACCAGUUUUACUUCAUGAUGUUGGCUAUCGCAAGAAAUGCGUAUCUUAUGUUUUCAAAGAGACAUUAACUGUUAUCAGCUUUGUGUUUUUUAUUUUGGAGCAUGCAUUGAGCAAAACAUUUUUAUUAUUCGGUUUUGAUUUAAUUACACCUACCCUUAGAGGUAAAAUGUAUUACAGGAUGUUUAGAUAAAUCUUUUGACCCUUAUAUCCAAAUCAAAUUCUUCUUGGUUCUUGUAAAAGAAUGGUUUUCCAGGUGCAAUUUAUUCAUAUGUAUAUAUGGAGUGUAUAAAAUAUUCCAAGGCCAAAAAGCUGACUGACUAACAAGGCAAACUUUAUUUGUGUGAAUGAAUUAUUUUAUUACUUAAAAAGAAAAUAUAACAUUUUAGAAUGCAUUGUUGUUACAUAAUGUUUUUGUUCCAAAUUUUGGAUGUAUGUGAAGCAUUUGUGUGAAUGAUCCAGUGAUCCUGAAUUGGUGAUGGAUUGUAAAAAUUAUGGAAUAUGGACUUAGAAUGGUCCGAUAUUCUGAAUAAAUCCUUUUCAAGGGCUUUAACAUCCUGCAGAUUCGUUUUAAGUUUUUUCUAGUCAUCGUAUUGAGGUGCCAUUUUAUAGGUAAUUUUAAGGAGGUUGGAAAUGCACGAUACAUGGCACAUUGGCAGUUAGGUAUGGGUUGGUAUUUGCCCUAAAUUCAAGUAAAGUGGUAAGUACUAAAAAUAAAAAAUAAAAAAAAUUAUAAGUCUGUGGAUUUUUGCCUUUUUCUGCAUUAUAUCUCGAUAGUUAUUUAAAGUAGUUUUGUUUGAAAUUGCUGUUUUGUUAAAUGUGUGAAAAUGUUAAUUAUUUCAGUGCAUCUUAUGUACACCAUUAAGUCUGUAAACUGGUUUCAUGUGGCAGGCAGGCAGCUCUUUGUUUGGUACGUUGGUCACAUUCUGAGGGUUGUUUCUCAGCAUAUACACAAGUCUGUGGUCAACGAAGUUUCAGAGGGAUCAUGCAGUUCUUUCAAAGGAUGGAAUCUGUGACCUGUCUUCCUCUCAGACAUUGCAUAUUUAGAAAAAUAUAGAAUUUUUCAAUGUGGGCAUUUUGAGGCAAAUGGUAUGUUGUCUCAUAAGUACAAUUAAUGGUCAAAAAGUUGAUUUAUAUUUCAUCUCUUUACAUUAAUAUGAAAUUCACUCAGUACAAAUAAGUGAACAAGUUGAUUUCAUAAGCAUCUACACUGUAGAGAUGAGGCUGCUCGGUAAAUAAGCUUCAACAAUAAUUAGUGCAAUAUUUCUACUUUUCUGUUUUAUUUUUAUUUGAGCCUUAUUUGAUAAAAUAGUGCUGAGAAAUAAUUCCUAAGUGGUGAUACUACCCAUUCCAGAUCUGAAGAUGCCAUGUGUAGAUAGAAAAGGUACUUGUGAAACGGUCUAUAUGUUUGAAAACUUAAGUGUAGAAUUAAAUUGUGCACUGUUUAUAUAUAAAUAUUUUUAUUAGUUUACUUUUAUGUUUGACGGAAUUUAGAUUUGAAUCUUGGUGAUGGUAUUCUAGGAAAGGAAAUAAGACAUUUCUUGUAGAUACUUGUAAUUGUUUAUUUUAUUAGAUAGUUAUUUAAAAGCUCUUACAAGUUUGUGGAAAUGUUGAGUACAUUUUUUUAUUAUAUAUAUAUUUUUUUUAAUUUUAAUGUUUAGUAGUUUAUAUAUUCAUACAAACAUAGAAUAUAGAUAGCUUCUGCUUUAGAAUCAAUGUAAAUACAAUUCAUUGUUCAGUUGCAAAGAAAGUUGAAGUAUUAAAGGUAUUUUUAUAGGUACACAUGAUACUUGAACUUUUGUUUAAAAUAAAAAUGUACUCAAAACUUUUACAAACAUUUUUCUAAGUACACAUACCCACAUAUAUAACCGUAUAAUGUAAUGAAAAAUUGUAUAAGUCUUAUGUUUAGAGAAAUAUUGAUGUCAAUUAAAACGAUUUUAAACUGUAAUGUGUUUGAUUCCAUGUUGACUAUUAUGCCGAUAUCCUUUGGGGAAUAAAUAAUGUGGAAUAAAAAGUAAUAGGGUUAUAAAAAGUAAUACGUUAAUGUUACAGGGAAUGGGUGGUCAGGAAAGAAUGUCUUGGAAUAAACUGUUAUGCAUACUCCUUGGGAAAGAUUUAAAACUUCUGGAGUAGCCACGUAAGUAGGUGACAAAUGAAGUAAUAUGACGCGUUCGUUUCUGUCUUAAAGUUCUGAGUUCGUUCCGUGGCCUUGUGAAUUUGUUGGGACCUGGAUUUUCAUUUAAAAAUACUUGUUGCCAGCGUUUGUAGUGGAUCUUAUUAAAGAGGAGUGUAAAGUUUAUAGCAUUGAUUAAUCCUUCGUAUACGUAGAUUUGUAUAGUCUUCGUAAAUAUAGAUUAUACAUUAUUUACCGAAUUGUGUACAUGUGACACGGGAAGUGAGUUUAACAGAUGUUAUAAAUUAUCCAUUAAAUUUAAUUUGGCAAAAUGGUAGUACUUGACGAAAAACGUGUAGAUUCGAAAAUUGAAAGUAACGAAGAAAGUAGCUCUAAAAGUGAAGCGGAUCAGAUAUUCACCGUCGAAAGUAUCCUUUCAUCGAUAUUACUGGUCAUAAGGUUUCAUUAUUCAAGUGAAACUAAAUUAAUUCUGAGCUGAAAUGUAGUAUUGUGUAUUUCAUGUAAUUCCUUAAAUAAUUUCAGUUUUUAAAAUAAUUAAAGAGGCGCAGCAACAGCAUGGAUUAAGACAUGGAGAUUAUCAAAGAUACAGAGGUUAUUGUACUCGACGAAUAAGAAGACUCAGGAAAGUUCUUCAUGUAACACAAGGAGACAAGAGACAUUUCAAGAAGAAAGACAUAACAGAUGCUAUGGUUAAAGAUGAAAAGUUGAGUAAUAAGAGCUGAUUUGUACUUUUAAACUUGGUUUGUAAACCAUUCAAAUUUAUGCAAUUAGUGCUGCAAUUGUAUUUCAUUUAAUGUUGAAUUAUUGGCCAGGUUUCUUCACAUUCCUUUAAUGAUGGCAGAAAGGGCGUGGGGCUAUGCAAUGCAAUUGCGUCAGGAGUCGAACACAGAACCUAGAAAGAAAUUUCAUUUAGUAUCUCGUCUUCGGAAAGCAGCAUCAUAUUCCCUUCAAUUGCAGAAACUUUGUGAGAGUACAAAAUGUGAUGCUCGCACAAAACUUGAAGCUCAAGCAUAUGUAGCAUGGAUUCAUGGCUCACUACAUUUUGAAUUGCAACUUUGGAAGCAUGCGAUGGAAAACCUCAAGAAAGCUCAAAUGGUUUAUGAGAAGUUGGCUCCAGCUCUAUCAGAAGAAGAUCAAGUGUUGUAUAAACAGCGUGUCGAGGAAUUGUCUCCAAGUUUACGAUAUUGUGCUUACAAUAUUGGAGAUGAAAGUGCUAUUGACGACUUGUUGAAAAUGAGAAGUCAUGGUCAAGGUGAUCUUCUUGCCAAUUUGGAUUCACUGAUUGCUCAAACACGGGAACGUCGGGCUGAAGUGCUACACGAUGUUGAGUGGCGAGGACGCUCAUUUUCUGUUCGUCCUGAGCGUGUUCGCUUGUUCCUUAUAUCGGAACAAGAAUUGGACACCACAAUAGAACGUGGUGAAGACAAUUCUGCAAAAAUUACUUUGCUUGAAAAUUUUCUAAUGGAUUGCAAAGAUGCAAUUUCUGCUGUUAAAGAUGAACAGAAGUCAGAAUUAAAUACAAAGGGGCGCCCACAGGCAGGUGCUCCUGUUUCCUCUCUUCAAUAUCUUUUGUCGUAUUUGACAAACAUUCGACUUACACGUACAAUUCAACGCAAUUUACUUAUGGUUGAGUCAACUCAGGCAGCAUUAGCUGACAAAAAUGAGAAUGCUGUAGAAGGACGAAAAGUGAGGCCUCAGGAUCUGACCCGUCUUUAUGAAAUAAUUCUCCAGAAUUUUAAUGAACUUCAGCAACUACCAGGCUUAGAAGAUGAUUUCCAAUAUCAACAAGAACUAGAAGAAAAAAUCAAGUGUUAUAAGGCUUUUAGAUGUUUUUAUAUCGCCCAAAGUUUGGCAACAUUACGGCGAUGGCAAGAUGCUAUGGCUCUGUACAAACGUGCAGAGUUGUAUGUAAGCCAAGCAUUGAAUGGGAAACAUUUAAAUGCUGAUUUAAAGGCCCAAUUGCUGAAGUUGAAAAAAAAUAUUGAAGGUGAAGAAUUUUCAGCUCAUGCUUAUAGUGUCCUUGAAGGGGAAACAGAAGAAGAUGAUAAUGGAAUAAUUAUUGGAGUUAAAGCAGGAACCCGGACCAAAAAGCCUUUAUCAGAACGACUCAGUGAAUAUAGAGAGGAUACUUCAUUAUUAUCACGCUCUCCUAAUGUGUACAAACUACCCCCUGAUAUGCGACCAAUUCCAUGCAAACCUCUAUUUUUUGAUUUAGCAUACAAUUUUAUUGAAUUUCCGUCAUUGGAAGAGAAAAUAGAAACUUCUGCUUCAGGAAGUAAAAAGGCAGGUGCUGGUAUAACUGGUUUUGUAAAAGGCUUGAUGGGUUGGGGAGGUUCUGGUAAAAAGUGAAAUGGUAGUAUGAAAAGUGAACUGAAACUUUUGUUGAGAAUAAUUGAGAAUACAGUUGGUGGAAAUGAAGUUCUUUUUAUUAAGGAGAUUCACAUAAUACAAUAUUUUUCAAUAUAUAAUAUGAAGUACUUGGUGGUUGGAUUCAAUUUAUCAAUUUGUAAUUUGUCUUCUCACUUUUUUAUUUUCCAAAAUUGCUUACAAAAAUGUCUUAUUUGGGAUUCCAAAGCUAUUAAUUUACUGAAGCUUCUUUAAAGUUUGAUUUCAUGUAUUCUAUAAUAACUGACUUGGCAUCUGGUUUUCUAUUGCACUUAAAAAAUUCCUAAAUAUUCAAUGCAACACUGAAACAUUUUUAAAUAUCUGUCUCUUUCACGACUCUCAUUACAUUUAACAGAUUAUAGGAAUAUUUUGACUCUACUCUAACUCUGAAUUUUCAUUUGUACUAAGUUUCCAUUUUUAGAAUACGUAGUUAAUUAAUUAAUAGAAGAAAAAAUAUUAAUCUUUAAACACCAGUGGACGAAGAACUAUUUGUUUUUUGCUUAAUAGUAGAACGAUUCUAUGAACAAACCUAACUGGAGUGUUUUCAUGCAGUUAGAUAUUAUGAUAGCUGAGACUGUUUGAAAAUUGGUCAAAACUAGUUGAUAGAAAAAAGACAAAUCUUUCUGUAAUAACGAUAAAACACAGAAAAAAUGUAUAAUUAUACACACAAUACGAAAGCUGCUUGUAAAAUAAUCAAAUAUUUAGAGGUAAUAAAUAAAACAGGAUACUGGUUCAAUUUGAAACAAAGUAUCCUUUCUCACAUGAGUUUAGGAAUUUGUGAUCCAGCUGAUGUUUUAACUCAUGUCACUUAAGUUCUCUGACAUGUAUUAAAAUUUAAGGAGUCGAGUUAAAGAAUACUGGGAAAAAUUAUUUUUUCUAGAGAAAUAUUUUUCAGGAAAGACAAAUUAAUAAGAAUAAAAUUUGAUCCACUUUAAUAUUCAGUUUAAGACAUUGAAGAUAACCCAUGUUUGUUUCUUUUUAUUAUUAUUAUUGAAAGCAUUCUUUAUUUUUGAAGCUUGUUGGGCAGACAAUUACUUUUUUAAUUCAUUUCCCUAAAUUGUUUGAAAAAUUUUUUGUCCAUUGCAGGUAAAAGUAAAAUAUGCAAUAGUUGAAUUAGUGCAUUUAGAAUUGGAAUUUUCACUUGUAAUAAUAAAGUAUAGAAUGCAUUUAUUUCUUGUGAUGUAAGAAUAAACAUUCUGAUAUAUUGUAAUAUCUUUGAAAUAAAAACAGAUUAAAUUUUUAUGACUUCUUUGCCUCCCUUCUUACAUUCAGAUAUUACUAAACAUACAUAAUGUAUAUGACAUAUUGUUUCAUAAAUUAGCACUGAAGUUCCAUGUUAAACUCGAAAUUAAAAACCAAAAUCUCUGUAAAAAUCCAUUUAAUGCAAGCUAAUUAGUAGCUUCAGUAGAAUUACAUUUGACCUAAAGAUUUAGUUUUGUUUGGACAAGUGAAUAGAUGAGAAAGUUGCAUUUAAAAAAGUAGUGUUUAAUUUUGUUGAAAGUGCUACUGGGUCUUGGGUUUGCAUGGGACUCUUAGUUCACUAUAGUAUGGAGUUGAUCGUACAGUUCAGCCUUCAUGAUUUACUUUUUAAAAAACUUUCAGUUUAUGUAAUACAUUCUUAUUUUUACUUUCUUGGGUCUGCUUAUGCAGUAUAGAAAAAGUACAAUAAAACUUCAUUUAUACAUUUUUCAGAUGAGUGAAGGGGAAAGAAUUUUGAAAAUAAUUUAAUAUUAGAGCAUUUGCUUUUUUCUGCACUUAAAGCAAAUAAAGUUAACUUCCCACCUCCACCCCAAUAAUGUAACAGCCACAUAAUCGCCCACAUUACUUGAGUUCCCAAGAAUUUCAUACAAAUAAGUUAAUGUUAACUGUGGAAUGUCGACAAACAUAACGCGGAUAUUGGGGAGUUCUUUCACCCUCUUGUUUACUUUUUUCUGCACUUAAAGUAAGAA
Gryllus bimaculatus (two-spotted cricket) is the source of this 12259-nucleotide messenger RNA. NCBI's taxonomy places the organism in Eukaryota, Metazoa, Arthropoda, Insecta, Orthoptera, Gryllidae. The record is from the annotation of a GenBank genome assembly.